GAAGCCGCGGAUUUGAUUUUCCGAGGCUAACUAGUUAGCGCGCCCUGUGCUGUGUGCAGCUUUCUCCUACAACGGGAAUGUCACUGUUUUAAAAACAAACUACAGCGUCAACUUAAAACUAAACAAAAUGAACCUCGAUAGACUCAGAAAACGAGUUCGGCAGUACAUUGACCAGCAACAGUAUCAAAGUGCGCUGUUUUGGGCCGACAAGAUAGCAUCCCUCUCUCAUGAAGAUCCCCAGGAUAUCUACUGGCUAGCUCAGUGCCUUUACUUAACCUCACAGUACCACAGAGCCUCGCACGCCCUCCGUUCACGGAAACUCGACAAGUUGUAUGGAGCUUGUCAGUAUCUUGCUGCUAGGUGUCAUUAUUCUGCCAAAGAGUUCCAGCAGGCCUUGGAUAUCCUGGAUGCAGAGGAGCCUGUUAACAAGAAAUUAGUAGAUAAAAGUGAAAAAGACGACAACGGGACAGAAUCUGCAAAGGAAUGGGACAUGUCGCCUGCUUCUAUCAGUAGCUCCAUCUGCCUCCUGCGGGGUAAAAUCUAUGAUGCCAUGGACAACAGGCCCCUGGCCACCUUCAGCUACAAAGAGGCCUUGAAACUUGAUGUCUACUGCUUUGAAGCCUUUGACCUUUUAACAUCCCACCACAUGUUGACGGCACAGGAAGAAAAGGACUUCCUGGACUCGCUUCCUCUAAGUCAGCAGUGCACUGAAGAAGAAGAGGAGCUGUUACACUUCCUUUUUGAGAACAAAUUAAAGAAGUAUAACAAGCCCAGCGAUCUGGUGGUGCCGGAGAUGGUCAACGGUCUCCAAAACAACUUGGAUGUAGUCGUGUCUCUUGCUGAGAGGCAUUAUUAUAACUGUGAUUUCAAGAUGUGCUACAAACUCACAUCGACGGUAAUGGUGAAAGACCCUUUCCAUGCCAACUGUUUACCAGUUCACAUAGGAACAUUGGUAGAACUUGGAAAAGCAAAUGAGCUGUUUUACCUUUCACACAGACUUGUGGACUUGUACCCCAACAAUCCAGUUUCCUGGUUUGCGGUUGGGUGCUAUUAUCUCAUGGUUGGCAACAAAAAUGAACACGCUAGGCGAUACCUUAGCAAAGCCACCACUCUAGAGAGAACUUAUGGUCCUGCAUGGAUCGCCUAUGGUCACUCCUUUGCAGUGGAAAGUGAGCAUGACCAAGCCAUGGCUGCAUACUUCACUGCUGCUCAGCUGAUGAAAGGAUGUCACUUACCCAUGCUCUACAUCGGGCUGGAGUACGGUCUAACUAACAACUCCAAACUAGCUGAACGAUUUUUCAGCCAGGCGCUUAGUAUUGCCCCAGAAGACCCGUUUGUCAUACAUGAGGUGGCCGUGGUUGCAUUUCAAAAUGGAGAGUGGAAGACGGCAGAAAGGUUAUUUCUAGAUGCAAUGGAGAAAAUCAAAGCCAUUGGGAAUGAGGUUACAGUGGACAAGUGGGAGCCUUUGUUGAACAACUUGGGUCACGUGUGUAGAAAACUAAAAAAGUACGACCAGGCUCUGGAGUACCAUCGUCAAGCUCUAGUGUUGAUCCCACAGCAUGCCUCCACCUAUUCUGCCAUAGGAUACGUGCACAGCCUCAUGGGGGACUUUGAAAGUGCUAUCGACUACUUUCACACGGCACUUGGUUUGAAAAGGGACGACACUUUCUCAGUGACGAUGCUUGGCCAUUGUAUUGAGAUGUACAUCGGGGACACGGACGCAUAUAUAGGCACUGACAUCAAUGACAAAGUGCGAGGCAAUUUGAACACCCCAGCCCUGAUGAAGAUGUUGAACACAUCGGAGUCGACUGACCUUCAAGCCACGCCAAGGUCGGAAGAGACGAACCUGUCGAUGUUGGAGACGCCGGCGUCCAAUCAGGAGAAGAUGAUGCUGGAGACGCCUCUCCGGCUCUCAUUAACGCUGGAGUGCGACAUGUACGAGAGCGACGUGAUGCUGGACACCCUAUCAGACACCAGCACGUGAUUUCAUCCCGUCAGGAGGUGGAACUGUUGUAGCAACGGGUCGUCACAGCUGCACAUGUCCACGCCCCGAGGACAACAGUCGGCCAAAAACUCUAGCAGAUGUCCUCCACCAUGUGGACUCCCCAUUCUGUGUUAUUUUUGUAUCAGAAUGCUCUUGUGAAGAUUUUUAACAGAAGUGACUGAAUUUGUAUGCAGCACAUGGCGUUUACCACAAUUUCACAAGAAUGCACUUUAAAGGAGGGAGAAGUGAACACAUGCCUUGUUUCAAGGGUUGAAUUUGUUUUACUUGGGGGUUAAAAACACUGGGAACAUGUGGCCCCCUGACAGAGGAUCAGCAGGAUCCUCCCUGCUGAUUAACCUGUGGAUCUUCACUCUGAAGAAAGAGCUGGCUGAGAAAAAUCAGAUUUGAUUUUUGGUUAUUACUACAAUAAACCAUGCAUUUAUCUUAAA
This is a messenger RNA of Poeciliopsis prolifica (blackstripe livebearer), 2433 nucleotides long. RefSeq names its product cell division cycle 16 homolog (S. cerevisiae) (gene cdc16). Gene Ontology annotation, biological process: cell division. The transcript has 18 exons. Gene Ontology annotation, molecular function: protein binding. Lineage: Eukaryota; Metazoa; Chordata; Actinopteri; Cyprinodontiformes; Poeciliidae. The record is from RefSeq and is a predicted model, not a curated record. Bases 128 to 1984 code for a protein of 618 amino acids.